AUAGAAAUCCAGUCUUUCUUUAUCUUCUAUUUUUUUUUUAUUAUCUUUCUCUCCAUUAUGAAUUUUCAAAAUUUUCUGCACAAACUAUACAUUCUAUAGACUGGAGGUAUUCCGAGUGGAUGUUUGUAAUCUGGGGAGAUUUGAGGUUAUGUUAGAUUAGGUUAGAUUGACUUGUUUUGAUCGAGUUUUUAUGCGAAUUAUAAAACUGUAAAAAUGAGUGAAAGAAAUGAAAAUAUGAUAAAAAAUGGCACUGGAGGGAAGGAAAUGGAUUUUUGCAAAGAGGAAAUUAAAAGCAUCGUCUGCAGAAAGGAUUUACAUCCAUAUUUUGCACAUAGUGAUCACAGCGUUAAUGAGGUUUACUUUUCGGAGGUUCCCCAAAUCUGCAAGGACGAACCAUGUCAACUUGGAGUGGAUGAGGCGGGUCGCGGUCCAGUUUUAGGCCCAAUGGUCUACGGGAUCUCAUAUGCUCCAUUGUCUCAAAAGCAACUGCUGGUCGAUCUAGGCUGCGCUGAUUCCAAGAGCCUGACGGAGAAGAAACGCGACGAGAUAUUCGAUGAUAUCUGCAAGCAUAAGAAUAAUAUUGGAUGGGCGAUCGACACGAUAUCGCCAAACGUCAUUGCCAACAGCAUGUACCGUCGCACGAAAAUCUCGCUGAACGAGGUUUCCAUGAUGUCGGCUACAAACUUGAUCCAGCGAGCGAUCGAGUCAGGUGUGAACGUUGCCGAGAUUUACGUGGAUACCGUCGGCAAACCUGAAUCUUACCAGGCGCGACUGAUAAGCGUGUUUCCCGGCGUCAAGAUAGUCGUGGCUAAGAAAGCCGAUGCAACUUAUCCAAUCGUCAGCGCGGCUAGUAUAUGCGCCAAGGUGUCGCGAGAUCACGCGAUACGAGCGUGGCGGUUUCGCGAAGGUGAGAACAUCGAAAUGGAGUACGGCAGCGGAUACCCUACCGAUCCGGUGACUAAAACUUGGCUGUCCGCGAAUGUAGAUCAGGUGUUUGGCUUUCCGCAGCUCGUUCGAUUCAGUUGGUCCACUGCCGAACAGAUUCUCGAGUCAAAAGCAUUGACAGUAGAAUGGGAGGAAACGGAGGAGAUGGAAACUCCCAAUGAGCAGAAGAUUUUCAAGUUUUUCGCCAAGUCUCCAGUUAAGUUGUCUAAUGUUCACAUGAAAAAACAUCCAUUUUUUACGGAACGUUGUUUGUCUAACGCAACUAUCUUAUGAUCUUAUUUGCUUUAUGUUGAUUAUUCUUUCUUUCCCACAUUGUAGUUUUGUUUCUCAUAUGAGAUUUUAAAGAUCGUAAGACAAAUUUUUAUAGGAAUUAUUAUAUAUUUAGCUUUAGUAAUAAAUUCAAUACUAAUUUUUAUAAUUAAUUAGAGCAUAUACAAGACAUUCGGAAUAAAAGGGGUUACGAUCUAAGAA
Wasmannia auropunctata (little fire ant) is the source of this 1416-nucleotide messenger RNA. RefSeq names its product ribonuclease H2 subunit A. Bases 214 to 1218 code for a protein of 334 amino acids. Gene Ontology annotation, cellular component: ribonuclease H2 complex. The transcript is spliced from 2 exons. Gene Ontology annotation, molecular function: RNA-DNA hybrid ribonuclease activity; RNA binding. The record is from RefSeq and is a predicted model, not a curated record. Gene Ontology annotation, biological process: DNA replication, removal of RNA primer; mismatch repair. Lineage: Eukaryota; Metazoa; Arthropoda; Insecta; Hymenoptera; Formicidae.